Messenger RNA from Brassica oleracea var. oleracea, 1840 nucleotides. Its product is annotated as AMSH-like ubiquitin thioesterase 3. The transcript has 13 exons. Gene Ontology annotation, biological process: protein K48-linked deubiquitination; protein K63-linked deubiquitination. The record is from RefSeq and is a predicted model, not a curated record. Gene Ontology annotation, molecular function: protein binding; K63-linked deubiquitinase activity; metal-dependent deubiquitinase activity. Lineage: Eukaryota; Viridiplantae; Streptophyta; Magnoliopsida; Brassicales; Brassicaceae. The coding region runs from base 118 to 1653 and encodes 511 amino acids. Gene Ontology annotation, cellular component: membrane; endosome.
UUUCUUUAAACGACACGGUUUCAUUAUUGUUCUCUGCCUUGCGUUUUCUCAGCGCAGAUUGAUCCUUCAAUCUCACCUGAACUUGAAGCCGGAAAAGUGAUUUGAAAUCGGGUGAAGAUGAAGAAGAUUGAUCUGAAGAAGGUAGCUCGUAAGAUCGAGGUCGACAAUCGUAUUCCUCUCCGUAACUACUACCGCAUCGCCGAUAAUCUCCUCCGCCAGGCCGGAAUCUAUCGGGAAGAGAAGAACGUUGUAGAUUUGUAUAUCAUGCUCCUUAGAUACUCAAGUUUGAUUUCUGAGACGAUUCCUUUCCACCGAGAUUACCAGGCGUCGCUUACGCAAGAAAGACUUGGGAGUAGGAAGAGGCUUCGCGCUGUAAUCAAUGAGCUUGAGUCUCUGAAGCCGGAGUUCGACAGGCGAGUGGAUGAGCUGAACAGAGCCGAUGAUGAAUCGUAUAGUGUUGUUGGAAUUGGUUUCCCGGUCGUAUCGUAUAGUUCAGAUGCUGUUGAGUGGCCUCCUGUCAACAGAGCUUCAUACUUUAGACCUGGUGAUAUUAACAAGCCAGUAAGGCCGACAACAUCUCAAGCAACGUAUAACGCCGCUAAUCUGACUUCAUCUUCAAAUCGUACACCGAUUGAUCAGCAAUUCCAGAAGCUAUCUUUUGAUUUUCUGCCCCCAAACCAAGCGACCUUAUCUAGACAUUCAUUUCUAGGUCCAAAUGGUCUUAAAAGUCAGUGGGUUGCACCCAAGUCCGAGAUAAAGGUUCAAUAUCCGAGUAGUACCGAUUGGGGUUCUGCUGAAAAUUCAGGGUUGAUUGACGCUGGACCUAGCGCUUCCUCAACAUCACUUAAUGGUGAUUCUCAAGGGGUCUCUACGCUGAACUCUGUGCUCUCUUUAGAUGAUGGUCGAUGGCAGCGUCAUUCGGAGGCGGUAACUUCCCAGUUUGUAAGUGACGCAACUGAAGACCCCUUUCAGUUUGUGGGUAUGAAGCAACCUUCCCCUCCUCCGGUGCUAGCCCAAGUGCACCAAGAAUACGCUCAAAUUUGCCCAUCUAAAGUAGCUGAUCCUAGACCAGGACCUGCACUUCCUUCUUUAGAGGAAAAAGAGGGCAGCAAUUCUUAUCAGCAUUUGCAUGUGCCUGUGCGGAUAAUGGAAGAUUUCUUAAGGCUAGCACGGUCAAACACAGAAAGGAAUUUAGAAACUUGUGGAGUGCUUGCUGGCUCUCUGAAAAACAGGGUGUUUCAUAUCACUACUCUCAUAAUCCCAAAGCAGGAGUCUACCUCAGAUUCUUGUCAAACACUAAAUGAAGAAGAAAUAUUCGAAGUUCAGGACAGACUCUCUUUAUUUCCCUUGGGUUGGAUUCAUACACACCCUACACAAACUUGCUUCAUGUCAUCUGUUGAUCUUCACACACACUACUCGUAUCAGAUAAUGCUCCCGGAGGCAGUAGCAAUCGUGAUGGCUCCAACAGACGAAACAACACCUCACGGAAUAUUCCAUCUGUCGGAUCCAUCAGGAGUAUCAGUGAUCCGUAAUUGCCAGCAGCGAGGCUUCCACCCGCACGAAGAGUCAGAAGACGGUAACCCAAUCUACGAGCAUUGCUCACACGUCUUUCUCAACGCCAAGCUCAAAUACGAAGUCCUCGACCUCCGCUAAAACCAUUCCACUCACCCAGUCACAGCCAUGUUUCUAUUUUAAACCUCAGAGAGAUCAGAUUACAAAAAUAUUAAUAUGUUGAAGACCCUACCAAGUGGCUGAGAGCCAACUUGAAUGAUUACGAUUGUGUUAAUAUGAUAUUGACUCCAAAAACGAAUAUACUACUUUACAUAUUCGUAUUAUACCA